UAUGAAAAGCAUUUUUGAUUUGACAAAAUUUUUAUAAAAGAAAAAAUCAUAUUUUGAUGGUGUAAAUCAAUAUAAAAAUUUUAUUUCUUUCAUAAUAAUAAAUAUUAUGGAAAUUGGAAAUUCAGCAAAGCAAUUUCAUAUAAAUGAUUAUUAUAUCGAAAAUAAAAGGUUUGCGUUAAUUAAUUAUAAAUGUGGCGACUUUUAUUUUUCGUCCAAUUUCGACUCCGGGAAUUUGGGUAGAGUUGAACUUUACAAAGAUUAUUCAGGAAUUGAAUUGCCAGAAAAUGCAGUUCAUGCAGAAUUCAAUGUUUGGACUGUUCCAGACUGCUUUGGAACUUCAAAUGAAACACCUAACAGAACAUGGUUUUAUUUUUCCAUUCAAGGAGGAGGGUUCUAUCAAAACGCUAAAAUUAAUGUGAAAAAUUUAAAUCGACAAGCUAAAUUGUUCUCGCAAGGUAUGACUCCUGUAAUGAAAGUAGGACAAAACGGUCACUGGCAUCGAAUUAAAGAUAACCCAACUUUCCAGAAUGAAGAAGAAAAUUUUGUAAUUAGUUUCAUACACAAAGUGCAAAAUCAUCCAGAUACAGAAGUGUUCUAUGCAUUUACUUACCCUUUUACGUACAGAGAUUGUUUAAAUUUGCUUGCAAAAUACGACGAAAAGUAUUUGAAAAACAACGAAGAAACUGAUAUUCUUAUUAAGCAAAUAUCAAAUACAAACAUGCCCAUCACCCUUUUGUCACAAGAUGUUGAAAAUAUUGUUAAAAAGCAAAUGGCAAACUCUAAUUUAGGUUGCCCAUCUAACGCAAAUUAUAUAAAAGAUUUUGAAAACUUGGCUCGCAAAGAAUUACAAAACGAAAUAUAUUAUUACCGAGAGCUGUUGAUAAAGUCUUUAGAAGGAAGGAGAGUUGAUUUAUUAACGAUAACAUCUUUUCAUGGAAUACAAAGAGGAGUAGAAAAAAAAUUAGAUUGUCUAUUUCCAGAACCACAACCACGUUGUCACAUUUUCAAAAAUAAGAAAACAAUCUUUUUAUCUUCGCGCGUACAUCCUGGUGAAACUCCAGCUAGUUUUGUUUUAAACGGUUUUCUAAAUCUUAUUUUAGAUAGAAAAAAUCCUGUUUCAAUUGCAUUAAGACGAAUGUAUAUUUUCAAAAUUGUGCCUAUUUUAAACCCAGAUGGGGUGUAUCAUGGCUUUUAUAGAACAGAUACUUUAGGACAAAAUUUAAAUAGAAUGUAUAUGGAUACAAAACUCGAAUAUCAUCCUUCUAUAUAUGCAGUAAAAAAAAUUAUUAAAUACUACCAAAAUGGUGCUAAAACCCACCCAGACAUAGGUGAGAUAACAUAUGGUAUUUCAAAUUCCAAUUUAGAAACACAUACUGAUGGAGAAAAAAAAUUUGAUAGCAUAGAAAUUGAAUUAAAUGAAGAUCAUCAAGAUAAUAUUGCUCUAUCAAAAAUUCUAAGUUCUCGAAGUGAAUCUUGUAGUAGUGUUGAAUAUGAUAAUGUCGAAAUAAAUCCAAAAACAAAUAUUUCAAGAGGAAUUAUUGUAAAUGAAAUGACAUUACGAGCUACAGAAAAUGAGAACAUUGCAGCUAAAAAAAUAUUUAGUCAUUUAUAUGGAAAAAAAAAUUGUGAAACAAAAUUAAACAAAAAAGUUUCGAUAAGAACUAUGGUAGGUGUGUCGGCAAGUACGUCAAGUCGCAAUUCUGACAGCAAAAUAAGAGACAGUUUGGUGAAAACGCGUAGUUUAGUUAAAAAUCGAAAGAGCGAUCUAAAACCGCAUUCAUCAAAUUCCAAUACCAAUUCUUCAACCAUGCCGAUACCCAAACUAAUAGCAAUAUCUCAAAAUAAAGGAAAAGCAAAACUUCACACAAAAACACUAAUUUCUUCUAUAGAGUCUGGUUCGUCAAAUGUGCUAGAUAAUGGAAAUAGUUUAUUUUUAUACAUAGAUAUGCACGGACAUGCUUCUAAAAAAGGUGUGUUUAUGUAUGGAAAUCAUUUUACAAAUCUUGGUCAAGCUGUUGAAUGUAUGUUAUUACCAAAAUUAAUGACAAUAAAUAGCCAACAUUUUCACUUUGAUGCUUGCAAUUUUUCGGAAAAGAAUAUGUAUCGAAAGGAAAAGCGGGAUGGUCUUUCCAAAGAAGGUUCUGGUCGAGUUACAGUUUACAAAAUGACUGGACUUGUUAAAUGUUAUACGUUAGAGUGUAAUUAUAAUUGCGGCAAAUAUAUUAAUGUAUUACCGUCAAAAAAUAAUCUAUAUUCAAAACAAGUAAUGAAUGCGGUCCCACCAAAAUACACACCUUCAAUAUAUGAAGAAGUUGGAAGAGCAUUGGGGCCAUCAAUAUUAGAUUUAACGAAUUCAAAUACUGCCUCUCGUCUACCGAACUCAGAAUAUCGAACAUUGCAAGGAAUCCGUUCAUCAUUACGAUAUGAAGUUGAUAGAACCAUUUCUAGCCAUAGCAAAGUAAAUACGAACGUUACAUCAAAGAUUUCCUCUAAACGGCGUAAUCUUAAUUACUCCUCAUCAUCUAAUUCCACGGUUUUGUCAUCAAGUAAAGAAACUACUAAAGAAAAUUAUAGAGAAGUUUUAAAUAAAUGGAAUGCAGAUAUUAAUGCUACUGCAUGUUCAUCUAAUAACAAUAACAAUGCAAGUUCACAUUUACAACAGCCUCAACAAACUAAGUCAUCAAAAUUAUCCACAGAGACACCAACAUUAACGUCAUUAAUAACAGAAACAGCCGUAACAAAAGUAGCAUUAUCAAAUUCAAAAUUGAUCACAAAAACAAUAAAAAAACCUAAUUCAUACAAAAUACGUUCAACCUGCCUUUAUGGUAAAAAAGAUUCACCAAAUUUAAUAACAAAGAAAAAAACAAAAAUUCUUGUUGAAUCUUCAAAUUCAGUUGGCUGCGGGGGAAGUGCAACCUUAAAAAAGGAAAAUCAUCAUUCUUUACAAAAAAUGUCUAAUCGAUAUUCAACAAAUGUUCCUACCAAAAGGGUUAAAGUUACAUUAAAAACUAUAAGUGCGACCACAAGCAAUUGUAACAUUAAAACAAAUUCAGUAAAUACCAAAGAGAAAAACCUCAAGCAACAUCAACGGCAAGCUAUUACCACGCAAAAAAAUCAGCAAAUACAAGAUGAAAAACCAUCAACUUCGCAAAUAAGCAUUUCAAGUACAACAGCAUUUGAUUUCAGUAAUAAUCACAAUAAUUCAAAUGGCAGAAAUUCACCUAACAUUAGCAAACCAGUUGAAAAUUUACUGGAAACACCAACAACAUCUAAACCUGUAAUUAACCUAAUAAAUAAUGUUCCAUUAUCGAGGCCAUCAACCUUUUUGUUAAUUGGAUCAAGUAUAUCGUCACUGACUUCAUCAACAAAGGAUAUUCAAAAAAAUGAAACAUUAAAAACUCAAAUUUUACAAGAAGAUAGUAAACAAUAUUCCUUAGAAAUAUCUGAACCUAAAAUAAUUGAAAGUGAAAUAUUAAAUAGUGAAAAAAUGUCAAAAAGUAUAUCUAAAAAUGAAGUAGAAAAAUCAUUUUCUCAAGAUUCAGAUCUUUUUACUGUAUAUAAAAAUUCAUCUUAUAAAUGUAAUUCUGUUAAACAACUUAAACAACAAAUAAAUUCAGAUGACAAUACAGAUUUAAAUGAAGUAAACACCACCGCUUUAAUAAAACCUGAAAAUUACAAUAUUAAUAGUAAUAUAAGUAAUUUUAUAAUUCCAAGCUGUACAACAGUCUUAAGUUCAUCAACAUUUUCAAAUAUAAUUGAUAACUGCCCACCAAAUGGAAUUGAAGAUGAUAUUGAUCAAAAUAACGAUAUGGGAUGUAAAAAUAACUUUAAUGAUAAUUGUAGUGAUAAUAUUAUUUGUAUUAAGGAAAAAAAUAACAUUAAUAACAAUAAUAUUAAUAUAUCUAAAAAUGAAAAAAAUAAUUAUGAUAGCAGCGAUAAUAAGGAGUUCAAAAUAUUUUACAAAAACAAUGAAAAUAAUAAUCAAACAGAUUUGUAUGACCAUGAUACAAUCUCUGUUGAAUCCAGGAAAUUUUCUAAAAAAUUUUCAUUAUCAUCGUCAUCAUCAUCAUUAUUACCAUUAAUGAGAGCCAGAUGCAAAAUGAAACCAUCAAAAACUGAUUCCUUAAUAUAUAAAAAUAGAAAGAAACGAAGAGAUGGUGCAAAUAAAAAAAUUGUUCGAAAUCAUUUUUAUACAGCAACUGAAAAUUCAAAAAUAAAAAAGAAACGCAACAGAGGAUUGGAUUCAAUUACAAUUAAACACAAAAAGAAUAAAAUUCGCAACUCAAAAUUUUAAAGAUAAAAUAUAUUAUUUGUUUUUAUUUUGUUUGUUUUUAAUAAUUUUUAUUGUUAUAUUUGUUUAAACUUUAGAUUUAUUGGUUCUGACACAUUUGUAUGUAUAUUAAAAAAAAAAAAUUUUAAAAAAGAAAAUGAAUAUAAAAAAAUAUGUAAAAUUAAAGAGAAUAAAAGCAAAUUAAGAAUAAAAUAAUUACUUAUAUUAUUUUGUAAAUGUUAAAAUGUGAAAAAAAAUUAUCAUUUAUUUAAAAAAAGUUCUGUAAGUGAAAAAUGAAUAAAAAUAUAUUAGAAUUUAAUAAAUGAAAAAAAAUUAUAUUUUACGAAUUCUGGAUUGUUUAAGUUUGAGUUAAAUUGUUAUACUAUGUAUUUGAUGUAAUCAUAAAUUUUGAUUUUAUUUUAUGUUUAUUUACUUAUUUUCUAAAUUAAUAUAAUAAAUUUUUGUUUUCAUAAUUAAAUUUAAUCUUGUAAAAUUU
Condylostylus longicornis is the source of this 4766-nucleotide messenger RNA. RefSeq names its product cytosolic carboxypeptidase-like protein 5. NCBI's taxonomy places the organism in Eukaryota, Metazoa, Arthropoda, Insecta, Diptera, Dolichopodidae. The record is from RefSeq and is a predicted model, not a curated record. The transcript has 11 exons. The coding region runs from base 107 to 4294 and encodes 1395 amino acids.